Molecule: messenger RNA, 6226 nt
Organism: Labeo rohita (rohu)
Lineage: Eukaryota; Metazoa; Chordata; Actinopteri; Cypriniformes; Cyprinidae
Gene: neo1a
Product: neogenin 1a
Exons: 29
Coding region: 381-4658 (1425 amino acids)
Biological process (GO): cell-cell adhesion
Cellular component (GO): membrane
Molecular function (GO): protein binding
Source: RefSeq, a predicted model, not a curated record
GAAAAAUAUCUCCAACCGUCCGGACUGGCUCUCUCUCUCUCUCUCUCUCUGUGUCUCUCUCUCUCUCUCUUCACCUUUACACAUUAUGUCUGCACUGACGCCUCGCAUUUCGCUCCUCUCCAGCUCGGCGUUGGUGUAAUCUCGGAAAUAUGGAUUGACUUUGACUAUACUCGGUCGCCUGUUGAAGUUUUAAAGCGCAUUUCUCCGGCUGGUCGUGCCUCUCUGCUCAACGAGCUUCAUGUUUCCUUCGGCAACUUUCGGAAGUAACUCGUUCCGGAUGUGUUCACACUGUUGAACUGAUCCGUGCGCGCGAUCAGAAGGAUUUUAAAUACGGAUUGUGUUCGAGGCUUUUCACACUUCUUUUAUUUGUGUUUAAAGUGAUGGCGGAGCGGGGAGCCCGGCUGCUCCUCUCUCUUUUCUGCCUCACGAUCACAGUUUCCCAUGCUGAAAAAGGAUCAGCAGUGAGGAACUUCAGCCCAUUCUGGUUCUCCACGGAGCCGUCAGAUACGCUGGCAGUGCGAGGAGCGCCGACGCUGCUCAACUGCUCAGUCCACAGCGAGUCUCCUGCCAAGAUCGAAUGGAAGAAAGAUGGCUCUUUCCUCAGCCUGGCCUCAGACGAUCGCAGGCAGGUCCUGGCCGACGGCUCUCUGCUUAUCAGCUCAGUGGUCCACUCUAAACACAAUAAACCCGACGAGGGGGUUUACCAAUGCGUGGCCACUAUAGACAACCUGGGCACCAUCAUAAGCCGUACAGCUAGGCUCAGUGUCGCAGGUAUACCGCGGUACCUCAGUCAGCCAGAAUCAGCUUCAGUGCGGGUGGGUGACAGUCACGUGCUGAACUGUGAAGUGAAUCCAGACCUGGUGUCUUUCAUCCGCUGGGAACAAAACAAAGAGCCGGUUGAGCUGGACCAGAGAGUCUUCACGCUGCCCAGCGGUGCUCUCGUCAUCAGUAAUGCAACAGAGGCAGAUGCAGGCCUGUACCGCUGUGUGAUCGAGAACGCUGGGCCCACCAAAACCAGUGAAGAGGCGGAAAUACAGAUACUACCUGAAUCAGAGGAAGAAAGGACCCUGGAGUUUCUCCUGGAGCCUCAGCCUGUGUCUAAAGUUGUUGGGGAGAGUGUGCUGCUUCCCUGUGUGGUGACGGGAUAUCCCACAGCCUACGUCACAUGGAUGCACAAAGACCAGCUCAUCGAGUACAGCAAGAGCCGCUUUGAAGUGCUUGGUGGAGGCAGUCUGCGGAUCUUCAAUCUCACUGAGGAAGACGCUGGUGUGUACAGCUGCAUGGCAGACAAUGGCAACGGAUCUGUUGAGGCCCAGACUGAGCUCACGCUGAAAGCUUCCCCACAGUUCCUGAAGAAACCAGCUAGCAUAUAUGCUCAUGAAGCCACAGACAUCAUCUUCGAGUGCGAGGUUACCGGCUCACCCGCUCCCACUAUCAAAUGGGUGAAGAACGGAGAUGCCGUCAUUCCCAGCGACUAUUUCAAGAUCAUUAAGGAGCAGAACUUGCAGGUGUUGGGCCUGGUCAAGUCAGAUGAAGGUUUCUAUCAGUGUUUAGCUGAGAAUGACGCUGGAAACGUGCAGUCGAGUGCUCAGCUCAUCAUACUGGAUCAAGAUGUAGCUAUCCCCUCACCCCCUCCCACCUCACUGACCCGUGCCACUACUGACCGUCUAAUGCCAGGCUCCAGAGGCGGCGCUGGUCCCACACCCUCCGCCCCACGUGAUGUUGUGGCCUCCCUGGUCUCCACCCGUUUCAUCAAGCUGACCUGGCGCCUUCCUGCUGAACCGCAUGGAGAUGAUGUCACCUACUCGGUCUACUACAGCGUGGAGGGCAAUAACAGGGAGAGGAUAGUGAACACGAGUCGUCCAGGAGAAAUGCAAGUCACCAUUCAGAACCUCAUGCCAGACACCAAGUACUCCUUCCGCGUGGUGGCCCACAACAGAAACGGCCCUGGAGAGAGCUCAGCGCCUCUGAGGGUGGCCACCCAGCCUGAAGUCCAGGUUCCUGGUCCUGCUCCAAACCUACAUGCAGUGGUCACUUCCCCCACCACAGUGAGUCUCAGCUGGGACAUGCCUCUCAUAGGCAAUGGCGAGAUCCAAAACUAUAAAAUCUACUACAUGGAGAAGGGCAUGGACAGUGAGCAGGAUCUGGAUGUGAACACAUUGUCACACACUAUGACUGGACUAAAGAAGUUCACAGAGUACAAUUUCAGAGUGGUGGCCUAUAACAAACAUGGAUCUGGAGUGUCCACUGAGGACAUAUCUGUGCGCACAUACUCUGAUGUCCCCAGUGCUCCGCCACAGAACAUGACGGUUGAAGUGCUGAACUCUAAGAGCAUCAUGGUCAGAUGGCAGCCUCCACCAGCAGAUGCUCAGAAUGGUGAGAUCACCGGCUAUAAGAUUCGCUACAGGAAGGGUACAAGGAAGAGCGAGGCAGCCGAGAUUACUUCAGGAUCGCAGCUCUAUCAGCUCAUAGAUGGUCUUCAACGAGGCACUGAAUAUAUGUUGCGAGUGUCAGCCAUUACUGUCAACGGCACGGGUCCAGCCACAGACUGGACCACCGCUGAGACGUUUGAGAGCGAUCUGGACGAGACAACUGUGCCAGACGCCCCAAGCUCCUUGCACGUUCGGCCACUUGUAAACAGCAUAGUAGUGAGUUGGACGCCCCCGGAGAACCAGGACAUUGUGGUGAGGGGUUACACUAUCAGCUAUGGGAUCGGCAGCCCUCACGCCCAGACCAUUAAAGUGGACUACAAGCAGAGAUACUACACCAUUGAGAACUUGAAUCCCAGCUCGCACUACGUUAUCACACUGAAGGCCUUCAACAAUGUGGGGGAGGGAAUCCCUGUGUAUGAGAGCGCCGUCACACGACCCCAAUCAGACCCCAUAGACCCUGAUGUUGAUUUGUACGAACUUUUCCAUGCUCCAUACACUCCAGUACCAGACCCUUUACCCAUGCUGCCUCCUGUGGGCGUUCAGGCAUCCGUCCUAAACCACGACACCAUUAAAGUCACCUGGGCGGACAACUCGCUGCCUAAGAACCAGAAGAUCACAGAUUCACGCUACUACACAGUGCGCUGGAAAACCAACAUACCCGCAAACACCAAGUUUAAGAUGGCUAACACCACCACAUUAAUUCACACGGUGACGGGUCUUAAGCCCAACACCUUGUACGAGUUCUCUGUCAUGGUGACCAAGAGCCGGAGGACCAGCACCUGGAGUAUGACUGCACAUGGAACAACUUUUGAAAUAAUCCCAAGUUCUGCACCUAAAGAUGUGACUGUAGUGAGCAAAGAGGGACGACCACGAACCAUCAUCGUUAACUGGCAGCCACCUUCAGAAGCCAAUGGCAAGAUCACAGGUUACAUCAUUUACUACAGCACUGAUGUGAAUGCAGAGGUUCAUGACUGGGUCAUUGAGCCAGUAGUGGGGAACAGGCUAACCCAUCAGAUUCAAGAGCUGACCCUUGAUACCACCUACUACUUCAAGAUUCAGGCCCGCAACUCGAAGGGGAUGGGUCCUAUGUCUGAUGCUGUUCAGUUCCGCACUCCUAAAGCCGAAUCCUCUGACAAAAUGGCUAAUGACCAAGCUCCAGGUAUGUCGGUGAAACCAGGAAGACCCUCUGCACCAGAACAAGGUUUUGGACCAGUUGGGAAAACAGAUAUGUCUAGCACUGGUGAUAACCACAUCCUGGUUAUCGUCAUAAUUGUGUCUGUGGGUGCAUUUACCAUCAUUCUGGUGGUGGUUGGCGCCUUCCUGUGUACACGCCGUACCACAACACAGCAGAAAAAGAAACGUGCAGCCUGCAAGUCUGCCAAUGGAUCCCACAAGUAUAAGGGCAACUCCAAAGAUCUGAAACCACCAGACCUCUGGAUCCACCACGAACGUUUGGAGUUAAAACCUAUUGACAAAUCGCCUGAACCCAAUCCAGUCAUGACCGACACACCAAUCCCCCGAACCUCCCAAGACAUUACCCCGGUGGAUGGGUCUAUGGAUCCAAUGCUCCAGAGACGUAACUCCUACCGUGGCCACGAAUCAGAGGACAGCAUGUCUACACUGGCAGGCCGUCGGGGAAUGAGACCUAAAAUGAUGAUGCCCUUUGAUGCACAACCCCCUCAGCCUGUGAUUAGUGCUCACCCCAUCCAUUCCCUCGAUAACCAUCACCAUCAUUAUCACUUGGGCAGCCUGGCCUCGCCAACACGCAGCUAUCUCCACCACCAGAGCAGCACGCGGUCCAUCGCCACCCCCAUCUCUCAUCUAGACAGGGCAGAGUCAACAGAGUCAGUAAGGAACACCCCUAGUGUUGACCUGCACCCUCCAUCUGGACAGCCCUCCUGCACCACUGACCUUUCAGAGACAGAUGUUAGCUACCACAGCUCAGCUGCUGAAGAGGAGCCAGCGUUCAGCACACCCACCGCACACGUUCGUCCCACGCACCCACUAAAGAGUUUUGCAGUGCCUGCCAUCCCAGCUCACCCCAUGUAUGACUCAGCAGCAUUACCCAGCACUCCACUGCUGUCUCAGACCGGGCCUCACUCAGUUAAAACAGCCUCUAUUGGUACGUUGGGAAGGACGAGAACUCCUAUGCCUGUCAUAGUUCCAAGUGCGCCAGAUGUCUCAGAAAGCAUCAGACUGCAUGAAGAUGCAGGGAGCUACCAUUGACCAUCCCCUCAUAAACCCCGUUCCCCAAACCCCAGCUCAUCCCAACCCCACCCCCCGCAGUAACCUUCUUCAUCUCCCUCAGAAUUACGAGACGGACGAGUUGACGGAGGAAAUGGCCCAUCUGGAGGGCUUAAUGAAGGACCUAAACGCCAUCACGACAGCCUGAGCACAAUCCUCACAAUAACACUAGACCUCACCUGCCACGGGGAGGACGUACAGCAUGGAGGAGUUCUCAAUCAUUCGCUAAAUGGAGAGAGAAGAGAGUGAGACGGGAAAAAUCAAAACACUAACGUUUGGCAUACCUUGCUUGCUCUCAGGAAGGAGAAACCCAUCAACUGAGGACAGUGGACAUUCUGAGAAAGGACGUGGUUGCUUCAACCAGACGAUUGCGAUUAUUCUCUCAGCAUCCUAAAACGUUUCCUUAUGUUUCAGCGGAGACCGUUUGAAAAGACACCAUUUUAUUAUCCUACGAAAAAAGGAAAACUACAUUAUGCUGGUGUACGUGUUGGUGCUUGUAAGGCACAAUUUACAGUGUUUCAUUUGUGUCUUUUCUUUGUAUGUUUUUGUAUCUAUAUAUAUUGCCCCCGUUCCAGUGAGCUGAACGUUGGACGUCGUCCUUUUUAUUUCUGCGACUCAUUUUGUAUUAAGCAUUUUGAUUGGUGUCUCUUUCAUAUAACGUGCCAUGUCUUAUUUUCUUAAACAUGUUUUGUAUUGUUUUAUAUGCAUAUACACUUAUCAGUUUGUAUAUAUGUUUAAAACGGACUCAUUUCGCCACCACAGCAAUGUUUUUGACCUCUCACGACAGUUUCCGUUUAGUCAGAGACAUGCUGCUUUUUCAUUUGCUAUUCGAAUGGAUUUCCCCCUUCUACAUCAUGCCUGUUUUAAAUGGGAGUUCCCUUCAGAUAUGCCUUAUUAAAUUCGUGUGGAAUGGCAGAAAUCAUUACAACUGGGAAUGUUUUUGAAAUGUUUAUCACACAACACUGUGAUAUUUAUUCUGUAGUAAUGCUGAACUGGUACUGGUCACAGUCCGUUGGUACGAGAGCGUAGACCUCCAUCACACAUGCUGUCAGACUUGGUGCUGAAACUCAAAACGUCAGGUUCUACAUAUUCACGACUGCUAAAUGAACAAAUUUGGUAGAUUGGAAAAAGUGCUUUAUAUGGUUUAUUGCUGCAUUGGUCUGAAUUCUUGUAUCAUAGCUCAAUGAAUGAAUGACAACAUUCACUGUGAGAUUUUACAGACCGUGUUCUCGGCACUUAAUGCAACAAAGUGCAAAUGCAACUUUUAUACAGGACUCCCCAUGUUCAUCUUUUAUUUUCCAUUAUAUUUCUUGUAUUUGUUUCAUAUGAAGAACUUGUAUAGAAUUUCAAUGUGUGAGGCAAAAAAACGCAACUGUUCCUCCCCUGCUGGAUAUGGUUUUGAUCUGUACUUUUACCCAAAGAAAAUAUGUAACAGCAAUCAUAAUUUUGUUUUAUGAAUUUAAUGUCUCAUUUUCUUGAAUGUCAUUCUGACUGUAAGAAAUCAUUCUGGGUAACUAGGAACAAGCUUGGUUAAAAACUAUUUGGGAUAA